Messenger RNA from Baudoinia panamericana UAMH 10762, 2282 nucleotides. RefSeq lists its product as uncharacterized. Gene Ontology annotation, molecular function: oxidoreductase activity; FMN binding. The transcript is spliced from 4 exons. The record is from RefSeq and is a predicted model, not a curated record. NCBI's taxonomy places the organism in Eukaryota, Fungi, Ascomycota, Dothideomycetes, Mycosphaerellales, Teratosphaeriaceae. The coding region runs from base 310 to 2211 and encodes 633 amino acids.
UGAUCACAAGACUUCAGCAUUGACCCCGUGCUGGGUCUCGAUCACAUGUGAAAGUCUUCCGUCUGUCAGCUUUAAUCAUUGUAGGAUAGCCUUCCACCGCCUGCACGCUCACUCACUUUUAGUCUUCUGGACAACCCGCCACGCCCGCACUCCGCUGAGCCUCGGCCUCUCCACUCCGAAGGGUCCAUUUCAUAAACCGACCUUGUGCAGCUUCACGCGGCUUAUUUCCAGGCUUGCUCUUCCUUUCGCCGUUGUUGACUCCUUUCAUCCAUCCAAGAGCUCCUGCACUCUACAGUCGACAGCCCCAAUAUGCCUCCAAGAGUCGUUGUCGUCGGCGCUGGCCUCUCCGGCUUGAGCGCGGCCCAUACCAUCUACCUGGCUGGUGGUAAUGUCGUGCUCCUCGACAAGAACAACUUCAUGGGUGGCAACUCCACCAAGGCAACCUCGGGCAUCAACGGCGCUCUCACCAGAACACAGGUCGACGAGAAGAUCGCCGACAGCGUCAAGCAGUUUUAUGAGGACACACUUAAGUCUGCGCGUGACAAGGCACGACCGGACCUCAUCAAGGUUCUUACAUACAAGUCUGCUGCGGCCGUGGAGUGGCUGCAGGACGUCUUCAACCUAGAUCUUACACUGGUCUCACGGUUAGGCGGCCACUCCUUCCCGCGUACCCACCGUGGCCAUGAUGCCAAAUUCCCAGGUAUGGCUAUCACCUACGCUCUUAUGCAGCGCUUCGAAGAGCUAGCAGCAAAGGAGCCAGAACGAGUGCAGCUCAUCAAGAAGGCCAAGGUGACGAAAGUUAACAAGAACGGCAACAGCGUGACCGGCGUAACGUACCUUUUCAACGGCGAAGAGACUGUCGUAGAAGGCCCGGUUGUGCUGGCAACCGGUGGCUACGCCGCUGACUUCACGGAGACAAGCUUGCUCAAGAAGUGGCGACCAGACACCUUCGACUUGUCAACCACCAACGGCGCACACGCUACCGGCGACGGCCACAAGAUGCUUAUGAGCAUAGGCGCGAACGGCAUUGAUAUGGACAAGGUACAGGUGCACCCUACUGGUCUCGUUGAUCCCAAGGACCCUACCGCCAAGACAAAGUUCCUCGCUGCCGAGGCUCUUCGUGGUGAAGGCGGUCUGCUGCUCAACAGCAAGGGCCAGCGUUUCACCGACGAGCUUGAGCACCGUGAUUACGUCUCGAACAAGAUGUGGGAGGAGAAGAAGAAGGACCUCUGGCCCAUCCGUCUCGUGCUGAACAGCAAAGCUUCCAAUGUCCUCGACUUUCACACUCGCCACUACUCCGGCAGAGGCCUGAUGAAGAAGAUGACCGGCAAGGAGUUGGCCAAGGAUAUUGGCUGCUCUGAGCAGGAUCUGAGCAAGACUUUCCAAGACUACAACCGAUACGCCAACGGUGAGGAGAAGGACCCAUUCGGCAAGAAGUACUACCAUAACGGCCCGGUGGAGAUCAACGACACAUUUUACGUCGCGCUCAUGGAGCCAGUGCUCCACUUCACCAUGGGUGGUAUCGAAAUCAACGACCAAGCGCAAUGUCUCAACAGCGAAGGCAAGCCGUUUGACGGCCUCUUCGUCUGCGGUGAGCUGGCUGGUGGUGUGCACGGCGCAAACCGUCUCGGCGGCUCGUCGCUUCUCGGCUGCGUCGUUUACGGUCGCGUAGCUGGCGAAAGCUCAAGCAAGUAUCUCUUCCAGAAGGUCCUCAACGGUGGUGCAAGCACCGCGGCACAGCGUCUCGGCCAGAUUAGCCUACAUAUCGACCCAUCACAACCCGGCAAGGUGUCUGUCGAGUGGUCCCAGGGCGCCGGUGCAAGCAGCACCGAUGAGUCGCGUCAAAGAGAGCAAAGCCAGCAGUCUGCCGCACCAGUCAUGUCGAAAGAUGGCGACAGCAAUGACCCGGGUAAGGUCUCCCAACCGAACGAUAUCAAGGACUUCAAGGUACCGGACGACGAGUACACGCUUGAGGAGGUUGCGAAGCACAACAAGAAGGAGGAUUUGUGGAUCGCGGUCAAGGGCGUGGUCAUGAACGUCACGGACUGGGUGGAGGAGCACCCCGGCGGACCUCAGGCGCUCUUCAGCCAUAUGGGCAAGGAUGCGAGCGAGGAGUUUGAGAUGCUGCACGACGAUGAGGUCAUUCCCAAGUACGCAGCGGGUAUUGUCAUUGGCAGAGUGAAGGGUCAGGAGGUGAGGUUGGAGUACUAGGUAAUCGGGCGUAUUCUAGGUCCAUUUGCUGAAUAAUGCUUUUGCUAAACUCUGAACCAUGAAGUCGUGCA